Prorocentrum cordatum is the source of this 2914-nucleotide messenger RNA. The record is from the annotation of a GenBank genome assembly. NCBI's taxonomy places the organism in Eukaryota, Dinophyceae, Prorocentrales, Prorocentraceae.
CCUGCUCGUGCUUGCUCUUCCCCUCCUCCGGCCCAUCGAGAUCGCCGGCCACCUCUGGCAGCACCAGCGGCUGUACCUGCGGCUCCCCGCCGCGCACGGCCGCGGCGGGCCCGGCAGGCACCUGGCGGUCCAGCUGUCCGAGGUGCUGGAUCCGUACGCGGUGGACCCCGCGUCGGGCGCGGCCAGCUUCAGCGCCGCGCUCUUCGAGGACGCGGCGGAGGCCGCGGGGCAGGCCGUGACCGUUCGCGUGGACCUGGAGGCCUCGGAGGGGCCGCCCGCCGUCGGCUUCGAGCUCCGGCUGCGGGCGGCGGAGGGCAGCUCCGAGCUCGUGGCGCGGGCGGCGCGCGAGGGCGGGCGGGCGCAGGGGCUCUGCGUGCGCUGCUGCUGCGCCGAGCUGCCCCUGCAGGGCGGGGAGGUGCGCCACUGGCUGCCGCUGGCGGAGACCUGGGCCGAGGCGCGGCAGGCGCUCGAGGAGCUGGACUGCUGCCUGCAGGUGCCGCUCAGGGGCUCCGCGGACUGCGCCGAGCUGCCGGUGGACCUCUCGGAGCUCGCGCGCGCGGCGGGGGAUGCGGCGCGCCCCGAGGCUCCGGCGCUCGCCGUCGCCGAGGCCGCCGCGAGCAGCUCGGUCGUCCCGUCGCUGGGCGAGCCCAUCGUGCUCUCCGCCUCGCUCGCCCGCUGCGGCGGGGCGUCGGCCCCUGCCGCAGCCGAGGCGGGGGCGACGGCCCCGGAGCUGGGAGGGGGCGUGGCCUUCCCGAGGCUCUGGCGCAUCUCCGUGGAGGUGAAGUCCAUCCGCCUCCUCGCCCGCACGGCCAACUGCUUCGUCGUCUACGCGUACGCGCCGUUCGCGCAGCCACGCCCGUUCCGCACGAGUCCUCCAACGCUGGCUCGCAAGAACGAGACGGUGUAUUUGCCACACUCCUUCGCGGCCUACACCCGGACCGCCACCGCGCAGCAGAUGCAAGGCUGGUUCGGGGAGCCCUUGCGCCUGGAGGUGUGGCACCGGGACGCGUACCGGAAGGACGCGCUGCUCGGGUUCGCUGACGCCACACUGGCCGCGGUGCUCGCGCAGCCCGUGCAGAUGUCGGCGAGCAUGCCCUCGAUGGUACGGGGGUUCCGCGUGGUCGACCAGGCGUGCGCGGUCCUCAACGCAGGGGAGGCGGGACCCGCCCGCGCGGGCUCGCUGCGGGUCCUUUGCUUCCUCGAGGACCUGGGCCCCGCAGACGCGCCCGCGCAGCGCCGCGCCGCCGCGGAUGCCCUGCUGCAGGCCCCCGGAGCCGCACCGGCGACCCCGCGACGCGACGCCCCCGUGGACUCUGCCGUGGCUGGUGCGGCGGCAGCCGACGCGGUGGGCGUCGAGCCAGGGGCCCGCGGGGCGGCCGCGCCGGCGCGGCCGAUCGCCCCGGCGGGCUCUGCGCCAGCCAGCGCGGCGGCAGCCGGCGCCGCAGUGGGCUCCCAGCCGGGAGUCCGCGGAGCGGCCGCGGCGCCCAGCGGCCGCGGCGGGGCAGGCGGCGCUGGCUGGGGCGAGGCAGAGUGGAGCGCGCCGCCAGCCGCCGCGCCGCCACCCGAGGGCUUCACCACCUACGAGCUCGAGCUCUGGAGGCGGGCUGAGGAGGGCAAGUUCCGGGCGCUGCUGGCGGACGAGGAGGCCGCGAUGCGCGGCCGCGUGGAGGAGGAGUUCCGCCAGCGGGAGCGCGCGCGGGCCGCCGAGUUCGAGCGAAGGAAGGGCACCAUCCGGGGCAUCGAGGCCGAGGUGAGGCGCGCGCUGCAGGACCUGCAGCGGCGCAGGGCGGCGGUCGCGGAGGAGGAGGCCCGCCACUCGGACACCGUCGACGGGGCCCAGCGCGCCGCGUGCGCGAGGGUCCAGGAGGCGGAGGCCGCCGCUCGCGAGAGGGAUGCCUCGGAGCAGCGCGAGCUGGAGCUGGCCCAGGGGCGCACUCGGCUGGCCGAGGGGCGCGCCGCCGCGGUGCAGGGGAGCGCGGCCGCCGCCCGCCAGCGCGCAGUGGACCUGGAGGCCGAGCUGGAGGACGUCCGGCGCCGCAUCUCGGCCGCGCCCGCGGCCCAGGCGAGGCGGGACCUCGAGGCCGUCCAGCUGAAGCUGCAGGAGCAACGCCUGAGGGCCGGCAGGCUGCAGCAGUCGCGCGACCACUUCCGCGCGAGGGCCGAGGAGCUGUGCCGGCAGCUGCCCGCCGCGGCGCCCGCCCAGGCGGCGGCCCCGCCGCGCGUGGCGGGCGCCGCGGCCGCGACGGGGGGGGCGGACCUGGCGUCUCUGGCGGCGGGGUCCUUCGGGAUCGCGGAGGCACUGCAGAAGAUCCAGGAGGAGCUCGCCGUGCUCGCCGAGCGCUGGGAGGAGAGCCCGCACCAGCCGCCGCCCCUCCGCGGUUCGCACGGGGCUCCGCCCGCUCUGCCGAGGUCGCCGCCCACCACGGCCACAGGGCGGGUGGGCUCCCCGCCACUGGGGUGGCUGCUGGCCCAGCGCCAGGAGCUGCUGCAGAGCGGGCUGUACGGCGAGGCGGACGCCGUCGUGCGCGCCAUCGACGCGAAGAUCGCGGAGGCGCGGUAGCCCGCGGCGCGGUGCGCAGUGGCUUCUGCGCUUGGCCCCCGUGCACGCGGCGCCGCUGGCCAGUGCGCAGAAGCGUGCGCGCCACGGCGUGCGGCGCCGCCGGGCCGACGCACCCGCGUCCCGUGCCGGCCUGAGAGGGAUAGGGGAGACGCGUCCUCGAAGGGGAGGGCGGGGGGGCCCAGGGCGGGGCCACAUCAAGCUGCGGGCGUAGCUGUUCUCCGGCGGUGCACUCCAGCGCGCCCUGCCUUGCCUAGAGCUCCCCCUCCAGCCUCGCCCCCCUCCCCCCGGAGGCUCUGGGCGUCCUCGCUCCCGCCUCGCCCCUGGCGCCUCUCCCCUGAGAUCCGACGCUGCGAA